GCCCAGGCCACAGGCCCGGUCCGCGCUUGGAAGGCUGGCUCCUAUCCAGGUACCGGAUCCCACCACAUCCCACUGGGGCCUCUCCCAAGGAGUCUCCUCCCUCACUUCCCCCUUCCUCCAACCCUCCUUUGUCCUCCAACCCCUCCCUGCAAGACCCGCUAGGGACCGGAAGAGACUCCACCCCUAAAAACCUAGGCCGCGCCCACAGGGCGCCCAUUUUGUCCCCAGACCGCACCGCCCACCCGUCCGCGGCCCGCGCCGAGUCUGCGCCUGCGCCUGCGCCUGCGCCUUCGGAACCCGAGAUGCCGAAGAAAGCUCUCGUCUUCAUGCGCUAUGGGCCCUACCGUCCUUUGAACCUGACUGUGGAGCACCGCACCUUCCGCCUGCAGGGCCUGCUAGAUGUGUUACAAAGAGCCGGACACCGUGUCAUUCUACAGAAGACAGAAGACUGGGAUGCCCUAGAGCUCAUAGUGAAUGGUGAAGUCGUUUUCCAGUGCAAAAUUAGCGACUUGGACUUUGGAGGUGAUGGCAAAUUAGAUCCACUGUGUGAAAUGGCCAAGCUAGCAGUGCAACUUGCCUACUAAUGAAAUAGACAUAUUUCCCCAUCCACGAGGCAUCCCUCUUGGCUUGGGGUGAUUCCCAACUCCUGGAAUGGCAGGAAACAGGUAGUUUGUGGAGAUGAAAACAACUCACUUGGCAUUUGCCAAGCUGUAGAAUUUGGCUUGUCUCUGGAUGGUCCACGGUUAUGCGAAAAGAACUCCAGGAACUUGGUGCAAAAGCAAAGCAUUUCUAACCUGGCUCCUGGGAAACACAAUGCAUCCGUCUCACACCACAAAUAAUAAUAAUGAUAAUAAGAUUGUGCCUCUCGCAGCAUCUCUCAACCCUGACCUGUAGGGAGGAUGGCUGCAAUUAUGGACUACAGAGUCUAUCAACUGUGGCAUUGAGCUGAAGGAAAAUAAUUAAAUACUGGCUUAUAACAGCAACACCAUCACUCAAUAAUAAUGUUUAGUUGCCAGAAGCUGUGAGGAAUCCAGUCUAUAGUAAGGAAGAAGCUGAGCAAACAUGAAAGUUAAAGAUUUUUGAAGCUAGAAUUGAGUUCUUUGAAAGUCUGAAACCUAAAACUCAGAAUUCUGAGAUGCUUCUUUUGCCCCUACAAUUUUAAUUCAGGGCCUGAUUGUGAAGGAUCUUAAAUACCAGGCUAGGUAGUUUAGAAUUUAUUUGGUAGGCAGUAAGAAGGUUUUAAGCAAAACACUUGAUCAAAGCAGUUCCAUGGAAAGAUUUAGGGGGAUACAGAAGGUACCCCAGAUUUGGUGGUAGUAGUGUAUGUACAGAGUAUAUUGGAAAUGAGAGAAGUUAGAGGCAGCGCUAUCUAGAAGGCUAUUAUAAUUGUCUAAGCAUACUGCAAUAAGAGUGAGAACUAGGACAGUGGUAGUAGAAAUAGACGGGAAGGGUGCAUAUGAGAGAAAUUAUGAAGGAAGAAUUGAUAAGACUUGGUAUCUAAUAGAAUAUGAAGGCCGACACAAUGGGAAAUUCAGGGCAAUGUUUCUAUUACUGGGAUUUGGGGAACUCUCUAGGGUUGAUCAGGCCCCACAGGUUAAAAGGUGAGGUCUGAAGAUGGGGGGCGGGGUGUAAGAAUCAGCUUAAGUUUAUCGCUCCUAUCCACUCCCUGGGUCUGAGUCAUGGCAGCCAGUUUGCUCUAGAAAGACAUUAGCCAGAGGAGCAGUCUUCUUCCUAUAAUACAUUUAGCAUACAUCCAUAUUGCAAAAUAACCAAUUCCCUGCUCUCAUUGGCCUUCCAGCAGCACAUAAUUCCUCCAUUAAUCUAGGGCACUUUUGCUUGGGAGCCUCAGCUAUUAUCUUUGUACCCCAAGACUUCACUUCUCCUAGACACCCACUUUGCCUUUAGAAGAGUGUGAUUGGGGUUUCAAGUUUUUGAAGGGUUGACAUGUGGAAGGAAGGGUCAGACUUGUUCUGCUUAGCUCUAGGGGAGAAAUGAGGACAAGUUGCCAAGAGGCAGAUUUAGGCUUCAGGGAAAGCUUCCUAACGAUUAGAACUCCACAAAAGCAGAAUGUGAAGCCUCAAGAAAUCAAAGAUUCCCAUCACCGAGAGGAGGAGAUCUACUUAUUUAGAAUGCUUUGGACUAGAUGACCUCUGAUGUCUUUCCCUUCCAACUCUGAGGUCCUGGGAUAAUUGAAUUAGUACUGUAAAAUUAUCUAAAAUUAGUCAGCUAAAACAAGAAAAUUAAACGCUUUGGGCCAUUAAUAUGAGCAAAACCAGGUGUCUUAGAAGGGGAAAAAUGAAAAGAUUUAUAAGAGGAAGAAUUGGAAACAUAAUAUGGUCUUUAGAGAAAAUAACAACUAAAAUGUGGCAACAAACACAGAGUGAACAAAGAUUUAACAUAUAAUCAGUGUAGGAAAUAAUCAUGCCCAAAAUGCUUUGUUUUGUUACCAUUUUGGAACCAUGCACUAAUUCUGAAAUGAACGUCCGUAGGCAUUUAGUCAAGCAAGCUGUUUUACCCAUGGACUUCAAAUUAGGAAUCUUUAGAAACACAUAAUCCUUUCUCUAGUGGGGGAAACCAAGGGAAAAUGCAGUGUUCUUUAGUUCCCAUUUCCAGUUUUGUAUAAGCUGCAAAUUUGACAAGCAUACCACCUGUCUUGAUCCAAGUCCUUAAUAAAAAUAUUUAAAGAGGGCCAAAGAAGGAGUCCUGCAGCACCCUACUGGAAACCCUCCUCAGGACUUAUAUCAAUAUUCAGUUGAUCCUUUCACACAACCAGCUCUAAAUCUAGCUCAUUAAACAAUUGUUUGUCACUUGUUUAAUACUGUUUGAUAUCUUGAUGGGUUUUAUUAAAUGCUUCAUUAAAAUUCA
Trichosurus vulpecula (common brushtail) is the source of this 2865-nucleotide messenger RNA. RefSeq names its product chromosome 8 C10orf53 homolog (gene C8H10orf53). Lineage: Eukaryota; Metazoa; Chordata; Mammalia; Diprotodontia; Phalangeridae. The transcript has 3 exons. The coding region runs from base 303 to 584 and encodes 93 amino acids. The record is from RefSeq and is a predicted model, not a curated record.